UUAUAAAUACAGCUAAAAUAACUAAGAAUACUAUUAAAUACAGCUAAAAUAACAAUGAAAAUUAUUAAACAGGUAAACCAAUUAAGAAUACAAUAAACACAUGUAAAAUAACUAAGAAUAGUAUUAUAUACAGGUAAAAUAACUAGAAAAAAUAUUAAAUACAGGUAAAUAAUUAAGAGCAUUUUAAAUACAGGUAAAAUAACAAAGAAUAGUAUUAUAUAUAGGUAAAAUAACUAGAAAAAAUAUUAAAUACAGGUAAAUAAUUAAGAGUACUAUAAAUACAGAUAAAAUAACAAAGAAUAGUAUUAUAUACAGGUAAAAUAACUAGAAAAAUAAUUAAAUACAGGUAAAUAAUUAAGAAUAGUAUUAAAUACAGGUAAAAUAACUAGAAAAAUAUUAAAUACAGGUAAAUAAUUAAGAGUACUAUAAAUACAGGUUUGACAGCGCAUUUCAGCGGCUUCUCCCUCCUCUGCACUCGUGCACUGCAGAGAACGCCCCUGGGCGCUUCGGCAGAAAAACUAGAGAGUAUAUUUUCUUUUUCCCCUCUAAAAGAGUAUAUUUCUCUAAAAGAGCGCACACACGGAACGUCUUUUUAAAGACGCGUCUUUCUAAAGAUGCCUUUCCGUUCGCGUGUUAUUCCUGGUUGCGGUCGUUUUCUCUCAACUUCGGAUGGUCAUGAUCGCUGUCUUUCGUGUCUGGGCGUGACCCACACGGAGGCAGCGUUUAUGAAUGGUUCAUGUUCUCACUGCGAGAACAUGACCAUGGCAACGUUGCGGUCGCGGCUUGCUUUCAUAAGGAAGCAAGCCACCCCAGCGGCUCCCCGCCUUGGUCCUCCUACCUACGGGUAUGAGGUCAGCGCGGCUAGCACUGGGGGCGAUUUGGGGACCUCAAUGGCAGACCUCCCAUUCCCCAGCACGCUCGUCUGCCCCAAUCGGGCUUCCGGAUGAGUUCGCCGGCACGUCGCAGAUGAUGAGCUCUCGAGCGCAGCAUCGGAGAGCGGGCUUGUCCAGUCGGACGCAGAAGCCUCAGCUGGGCUUCCCCCUUCGGGGACGGUCGCCCAGUUACAGGCCGAUGCCGAAAUGAUGGACAUGCUUUCCCGGGCGGCCGCGAGCGUCGGGCUAGAGUGGAACCCUCCACUCUCCCCUGAACCCUCGCGGCUUGAUGAUUGGUUUCUGGGCUCGCGGCACCGCUCAAACCAGCCGCGCCACGCUCCAGUGCCAUUCUUCCCAGAGGUGCAUGAGGAGUUGACGAAGUCGUGGGAGGCACCUUUUACUGCCCGACCCCGACUCCGCAGUUCCCCCGCUCUCACUACCCUCGAUGGCGGGGCGGCCAGGGGCUAUACGGCGAUUCCCCCGGUGGAUAAGGCGCUCGCGGUGCACUUAUGCCCGCAGAGCGCCGCCACCUGGCGUGGACACCCUAAGCUCCUGUCCAAGCCCUGUAGGCUCACGUCAUCCCUGACGGCCAAGGCCUACAGCGCUGCUGGACAAGCCGCCUCUGCCCUGCAUGCCAUGGCUCUCCUGCAGGUCCAACAAGCCAAGGCACUGAAAGAACUGCACGAGGGUAGUUCCGCCCCAGAUUUGAUGCAGGAACUGCGCUCGGCGACUGACCUCGCCCUCCGGGCGACGAAGGUCACGGCGCGGUCUCUCGGGUGGACGAUGGCCACACUAGUGGUCCAGGAGCGCCACCUGUGGCUCAACCUGGUCGAGAUGGGCGAGGCCGACAAGACACGGUUCCUUGCUGCCCCCAUUUCCCAGGCAGGCCUAUUCAGCGACACCAUUGAGGACUUUGCCCAGCAGUUCUCGACGGUAAAGCAGCAGAUGGAAGCAAUCCGGCACAUCCUGCCCCGGCGCGGCUCAAGACCCCGCACCCCGUCUGCUCGUCGCCAAGGGUGUCCCCCUGCUCUGCCGCAGCCCGCCCCUCCGGCCCGGCCCCGGCGUGGAGCCCACCGCAGGAAGCCGAUGCCACCCGUCUCACAGCCAGCACCGAAGAACCCACGGAGGUCUUCGAAGCGCCCCUGAGACAGGCAACCCAGGGACGAGGGAACCCACUCACGUGGAGCUGGUAGAAAGACCACUCCAUCCCCCGGUGGAGGACCGGGUGGAAAAUCUUUUGUUGCCUUUUUGUUUGAUUUCGCCGCACGCCCAAGUGGCUGCGGUACCCAACAGUUCAGCAAAAGAGCGGCUUCCUUCCUCCCUGGGUCACAUACCCGGUGUGUACGGUCAUCACCACGACUACCGUCCACGGGCUUUAUCUUGCA
This is a messenger RNA of Myxocyprinus asiaticus (Chinese sucker), 2257 nucleotides long. RefSeq lists its product as uncharacterized. Lineage: Eukaryota; Metazoa; Chordata; Actinopteri; Cypriniformes; Catostomidae. The transcript is spliced from 2 exons. The record is from RefSeq and is a predicted model, not a curated record. Bases 1080 to 2018 code for a protein of 312 amino acids.